AUGUUCCGUCCUAUCUUUCAACGUGGCUUCCAUGCAACUUCUCGCAAAUUGGAUCUCUCCAAGAUGACCAUUGUCGGUCGUGUCGGUAGUGAAUUUACAGAAUACACUUCUCAGAAUAAUAACAGAUAUUUGAAAUAUAGCGUUGCAUCCCAACCAAGAAGAGAGGGCCAAACUAAUUGGUUUAACGUUACCGUUUUCAACGAUACUCAAAUCAGUUUCUUAACCCAAUACGUGAGGAAAGGUGCUCUCGUCUAUGUGGAGGCAGAUGCUAGUAAUUAUACCUUUGAAAGAGAAGAUGGCUCUAGAGGCACUAUCUUGAACCUUGUGCAAAAGGAUUUCAACUUACUGAAAAAUGGAAAGACUGAAUCCACUGAAGAAACUCAAUGA
Molecule: messenger RNA, 387 nt
Organism: Zygosaccharomyces rouxii
Lineage: Eukaryota; Fungi; Ascomycota; Saccharomycetes; Saccharomycetales; Saccharomycetaceae
Gene: RIM1
Product: Rim1p
Exons: 1
Coding region: 1-387 (128 amino acids)
Biological process (GO): positive regulation of helicase activity; mitochondrial DNA replication
Cellular component (GO): mitochondrial nucleoid
Molecular function (GO): single-stranded DNA binding
Source: RefSeq, a predicted model, not a curated record